GCCCCUCUCUUUUCAAGCAGCCCCUCUCUUUUCAAGCAGCCCCUCUCUUUUCAAGCAGCCCCUCUCUUUUCAAGCAGCCCCUCUCUUUUCAAGCAGCCCUUCUCUUUUCAAGCAGCCCCUCAUCCUCCAGCAUCUACUUUUUUUACCUUCGCCGCAUGAUCAUUCAGCGUCCCCUUGCUCCUGCAGCCUUGCCUCAAAGCUUUCAAUUUAUCGUGAUCUGAAUGCAAAAUGUAGCAACGCUCUGGUCAUUAUAGCUGGUUACUCUUUCCUUUCUAUUAGGCUAGUCAGUGGCGAGUAUGGUCGUCUUCUCUACAGGUUUUUUUUCUACAGCGGGCCGUACACAAUAGCCAACAUCACCAGUGCUUGUAAUGGCAUCUACUCCUGUCUAAACAUACGCUCAGAAUUAUUUUCGCAGUAUAUAAAUACUCUGUCCUCCUCUUCAUUCAUCCACGGAGCACAGAAACCACUUCCUUUCCUCCAUUCAAGCACACAUGUUUCCAUUCGUCGUAUACCAAAGCCAAACAACGUACCUUCGAAGACACUUAUCCAUAUUUACCUACAUGUUGCUAGUGCUAUGGACCGUACUCAGUGCGCUGCUUGGCUUUGCGACGGGCCAAGGAUUAAGAUUCGAUAGAUACCCGUCUAUGAAAUGGCAGUACGUGCCAUACGAAAUCUCCAGCGACUUCAACCAAGCCCAGAAACGGAAGAUCGAGAACACCUUGAACAGGUGGAAUCAACAAGUCGGCUGUAUCAAGUUCAGUCCGCGGAGAAAUAAUGAGCUGGAUUACGUUUUCAUCUUUGGUGGUGAUGGUUGCUGGAGCCAUUUGGGCAAAAUAGGUGGCCAACAAAGACUUUCAUUGCAAAAAGACGGUUGCAUCUAUCGAUCAACCAUCUUGCGACAGUUGAUGCAUGUUGUUGGAUUCGCAUAUGAACACAAUCGUUGGGAUAGAGACAAUUAUGUCGAAUUACUCUGGGACAACAUACCUGAAGUGUGGGAAUCGCUGUAUCAAAAAACCGAUCCAGCCGAUUUUGGCUUGCAAGGGAUGUACGAUUACUACUCACUCAUGCACAGCGACUACAAUGCUCCAGGCACCAACAAACCAGCAUUUCGAGUAAAACAGACCGGUGUCGACAAUAAUCGAAUAGGAAAUGGCAUUAAUGGUGACUUGACGAAUAUGGAUCUACAAAAAAUUCGUGAGCAGUAUUGUUAAGGUAAGGCAGAUAAAGGUCCCUAAACGAAAGAGAUAGUCUAUGAGCUUUGUAGGGAAGAAGCGUAUCUAAUGACAUCAAUCUGUUGCGCAUAGCAGACAAGCACGGAAUAAAUGUAGUUUAUCGUAACACGUGAAACAAAUACUGAAGAAUGUGUGGGCGUCAGGGACGACGUACUGGAAGGGGAGAAGGAACUUGGUUUCCUGGCGUGCUGGUGGUUUGGUCGAGGGCGUCAACUUGGUCAGCCAUCAAUAACUGCUGAAAAAGAGUGUCGAUAAUGUAGUCUUCUCAGCAAUAUCCACAACACGAUAUGUUCACAGUUCUGCAAGCAAUGCAAAAAGAAGCCUAGCUUCCUCCACAAGCUGCAGGACAAUCCAAAAUAUGUAGUCUCGCAUCUAGACCUUAGUCUCGCAUCUAGACCUUAGUCUCGCA
Molecule: messenger RNA, 1641 nt
Organism: Gamsiella multidivaricata
Lineage: Eukaryota; Fungi; Mortierellomycota; Mortierellomycetes; Mortierellales; Mortierellaceae
Product: peptidase family M12A-domain-containing protein
Exons: 2
Coding region: 492-1211 (239 amino acids)
Biological process (GO): proteolysis
Molecular function (GO): zinc ion binding; metalloendopeptidase activity
Source: RefSeq, a predicted model, not a curated record